This is a messenger RNA of Vitis riparia (riverbank grape), 1925 nucleotides long. Its product is annotated as UDP-glucuronate 4-epimerase 6. The coding region runs from base 138 to 1493 and encodes 451 amino acids. The transcript has a single exon. Lineage: Eukaryota; Viridiplantae; Streptophyta; Magnoliopsida; Vitales; Vitaceae. The record is from RefSeq and is a predicted model, not a curated record.
ACUCCUCACAUUUCAGGGCUCAACCUCAAUUCCGAGCUCUCUUCUCUCUUCUCUCCUCGCCACGUCUUUUUCAUUCCCUUUAGAAUUCCGUAACAGCAAACAAGCAAAUCAGCAAACCAAGAGCAAUUGCAAUAGCAAUGGCGUCUCCGCCCGACACAAGCAAAACCACAAAGCUAGAGCGCUAUAACAGCUACAUCCGCCGAGUAAAUAGCACAAAACUCAUGGCUGCCUCCUCCAAGCUGCUAUUUAGAGCAACCCUUUUGGUGGCGUUGGUCCUCAUCUUCUUCUUCACCCUCAAUUACCCUCCGCUUUCCGAUAACCCCCACCACGUCCACACCCACCCAAACUUCCUCUCCUCCGCCUUCUACGGUUCCGGCGCCUCCUGGGAGAAACAAGUCCGCCACUCCUCCACUCCUCGCCGCCCCAACGGUUUUUCCGUCCUCGUCACUGGGGCCGGCGGCUUCGUUGGCACCCACUGCUCCCUCGCUCUCAAAAAGCGGGGCGAUGGGGUCCUCGGCCUCGAUAACUUCAACGACUACUACGACCCAUCUCUAAAACGAGCGCGUCAAGCUAUGUUGUCCAAACACCAAAUCUUCAUAGUUGAAGGUGACCUCAACGACGCUCCUUUGCUCUCAAAGCUCUUCGACAUGGUGCCUUUCACCCAUAUACUCCAUCUGGCUGCUCAGGCCGGUGUGCGCUAUGCAAUGCAGAACCCUCAGUCCUACGUGAGGUCCAACAUUGCUGGCUUCGUCAACCUCCUCGAGAUCGCCAAGGCCGCCGAUCCUCAGCCUGCCAUCGUCUGGGCGUCAUCCAGCUCUGUCUAUGGCCUCAACACAGAGAACCCAUUUUCAGAGCUCCACCGAACAGACCAGCCAGCAAGCCUUUACGCCGCCACCAAGAAAGCCGGCGAAGAAAUCGCCCACACAUAUAACCACAUCUACGGUCUCUCACUCACCGGCCUGAGGUUCUUCACCGUGUACGGACCUUGGGGGAGACCCGACAUGGCAUACUUCUUCUUCACCAAGGACAUACUCCAAGGAAAGCCCAUAACCAUAUACCAGACUCAGGACGACAAGGAGGUGGCGCGUGACUUCACGUACAUUGAUGACGUGGUGAAGGGGUGCCUUGGAGCGCUGGACACAGCGGAGAAGAGCACCGGCAGUGGCGGAAAAAAGAGGGGUCCGGCCCAGCUGAGAAUUUACAACCUGGGGAACACGUCGCCUGUACCAGUAGGGAGGCUAGUGGGUAUUCUGGAAGGGCUGUUGAACGUGAAGGCCAAGAAGCACGUCAUCAAGAUGCCACGAAACGGCGACGUUCCAUACACACACGCCAAUGUGAGCCUGGCAUACAGAGACUUUGGAUACAAGCCCAGCACCGAUUUGGCCACCGGGCUGAGGCGGUUCGUGAAGUGGUACGUUAGUUAUUAUGGAAUUCAGACGAGGGUAAAGAAGGAAACGCUCAAAAGGAGCGACCAACUCGAGGAAUCCGAUUGAUCAUCUUCCAUCACACGCCUCUUCUUUUUUCCUUUCUUCAAUUUCUUUUUCCUUUUUUUGCUAUUUUUUGGGUGAUUCUGUUGGUAAGUUAUUGCUGUGGUCCAUGCUGGCAUGCUGUAUCCGAUCAAUCGGUCGAUGCUGCCCCUUCUUGUUUGUAGUAUAGGUACAGAUGUUAUAUAAAAGAUAAAUGGAGAACAAAUUUUAAAAAAAAAAAAAAAAAAAAAAACUGGAGGAAAAGAGAAGUGUAGAUCUAUGAAGGGUUGUAAUAAUGUGUUAAGUGUAACACAGGUGGUAUGGUGGGUCUGCAAGUAAAGACUGCAGAUCAGCCGUUUGAUUUGAAAUGAAAGAGUUGUGAUUGGAAAGAGAAUGAUGACAUCAAGAUUCUUCUUUUUGCUUUUCUUUAUUCAAUUAUUGGAAGUUUGUUUGGCCAUU